Molecule: messenger RNA, 1357 nt
Organism: Oncorhynchus keta (chum salmon)
Lineage: Eukaryota; Metazoa; Chordata; Actinopteri; Salmoniformes; Salmonidae
Product: capping protein-inhibiting regulator of actin dynamics-like
Exons: 2
Coding region: 38-1024 (328 amino acids)
Source: RefSeq, a predicted model, not a curated record
AUAAAACUUGUAGACCUUUCCUGCAGUCACUGAGGAGAUGGACAGCUCUUCUUCUUCUGGACGAUCUCCAUCUCCUACUGGGACUGUCUUCUUACCCCCUCCUAUCAUAUGGAACAGUCUCUACAAGCAGGCAGAGAUGGAGGUUCACUUCCCGAGAGAAGAGAAGAAGACCUAUACAGAGAAGGAAGCCCACAUGCUUGAGUUGAUGGGGAAGGAUCGAACGAUCCGAAACCAGAAGAAGGAGAUGGACAGACUUCAAGUGUGCCUCUGGGAGGAGGAAAAGAAGAAGAGGAAUGGUGGAACGGAGAAGGACAAGAUCAUUGAAGAAUUACAGUCUGAGACAGACCAUCUCCGAGCCCUUUUAAAAGAUGAAAGGAGGAGAAGAAGAGUUGAAAGGGGUUUAAUGAAAGAGUGGAAGGCUGAGAUCCUGAGACUGAGGGAGGCAGAGAGCCAGAGGGAGGCAGAGAGCCAGAGAGAGGCAGAGAGCCAGAGAGAAGCAGAGAGACAGAGGGAGGCAGAGAGACAGAGAGAAGCAGAGAGACAGAGAGAAGCAGAGAGACAGAGGGAGGCAGAGAGAGAGAGGGAAGCAGAGAGACAAAGGGAGGCAGAGAGACAGAGGGAAGCAGAGAGACAGAGGGAGGCAGAGAGACAGAGGGAGGCAGAGAGACAGAGAGAAGCAGAGAGACAGAGAGAAGCAGAGAGAGCCACAGAAGCAAUGGAGUACCAGAGAAAACUGCAGGAGAUCCACAGACUCAAACAACUGCUGGAUCUACUGAUGGUGGACCUACAACUGGCCCACGUAAGACAUGUCAUUGUUAUUAUUAAAAGGCAGUGUAUAUUUACCCAGCUGAAAAUGAAUAGUGGCAGACAGCGGUACGCUAACCUAAUGUUAACUUUUAUUCCUUUCCUUAACCCUUACCUUAACCUCACUGAAACUAUACCUAACCUUUACCUGAACCCAACCCUAGGUCCUGAACCUAACCUUCAUUUAUCUCAACCCCUAUGCCUUUCUUCUGCCGGUUGAAUAUCCACUUCCUUAUUAACGUCAUUACUGUUGUUGUUGUUGAUAACUGUAUCUGUGCAGGUUGUAAAUAGUUGCAUUAGUGAAGCAUCAUUUGUAGGAGUAAUUUCUACAAGCAUAAACAUCAGAGGCAACAUUGUUGUAACAUCACACAAAUUGUAACAGGAAUUCAUCAAACCCCUAACUGAAUGGGCAAGCAGGUUGUGUGUUUGUAUUUGUACACAUUUUGGACAUAAUUGAUUCCAUAAAAUGUCUCAUAAUUUUUUCAAACCAUGUCAAUACAUUAAUUGACAAUGAAUUGUCCAGAUGAAUUGAUCAACAUGACCCUGCUAUUGA